This is a messenger RNA of Meloidogyne enterolobii, 3010 nucleotides long. NCBI's taxonomy places the organism in Eukaryota, Metazoa, Nematoda, Chromadorea, Rhabditida, Meloidogynidae. The record is from the annotation of a GenBank genome assembly.
UGCCUUUCCCCUUCCUUGAUAAUUUAAUAAUUUAAAUAAAUUUUGAAUAAAAACAAAAAUUUGAUUCAAAAAAAUUUCUUAGAAGUUUAUUUAAUUUUUUAUUCUCCUUUUUAUUAUUCCUAAAUGAAGCCUCUUAACUUCCAAAUCCCUUUAUAUAUUGGUCAAUAUAAUAAUAAUAAUUCCUCCAAUUCCUUUGCAAUCAAUCUUCUCUUUAUAAUCCUUUCAUUUUAUCCCCUCACAUUUAUUUCACUUUUGCCACAGUUUCUUUUAGGCUUUUCUUAGUAUUUUUUUCUUAAAAAAUGUUCCACGUAUGUUUUCACUAUACUGGCCUUUUGGGCAUUGGAACCGUUAGCUCAGUUUCCGCUCGUCUCUCAUAUAACGGUUCACGUGUUAAUGGAUCCAUUAAUCAUACAGAAACAAUGGAAUUAUCACUAGCUCAAGAAACAACACAAAGUUGGCCUUCCUUCGGAAUUAUUUUGGGUAAACAACAAAAUGAUUUUGUUGAGGAAGAUGAAUUGGAAGGAAAUCAAGGGACUUCUCUAGUUGUUGAACGUAUUGAAAAAGGAUCCCCUGCUGAUAAAUGUGGAAUUCUACAGCCCGGUGACAGAAUUCUCUGUAUUGAUGACUGGCACACAGCUGAUGGCACUUUAGAAGAAGCCAGUCAUUUACUAAGAAUUCUUUCUCUUUCUGGCAAUCGUUCUGUUACUCUUCUUGUUGAAUUUAAUGUUAUUGAGCCCGUCCUUCCCCCAGCACACGGCUCUUUUUUUGUUAUGAGAUUAGCUAAAUGUGGCAAAUGUCUUGGUAUUGUUUGCCAAAGUCAUCAAAAUGGAACGGCUAAAGGAGAACCUUUAAUUAUUUCACAUAUUAGAAUUGGAAGUGUUGCACAUAGAUGUGGAUCAAUCCAAGUUGGGGACCAAAUCCAUUCAAUUGAUGAUAUACCUUUGGAUACAUGUACUUUAGAUGAAGCUAUGCGUUUAUUACAAAGAUCUGCUAGAAUAGUUAAAUUAGUUAUAAUUAAGGGAGGUGGACAAGAACAACAUUUAUUAGAAUCGCCCCAAUCUUUUGUAUAUACUGUUGAAUUAUUGAGAAGGGGAAGGCCUUUAGGUAUUACAAUAGCUUCUGCUGGGGGUGCUCUAGAUCCAAUAAUUAUUUCUAAAUUAGCACCUAAUGGAUUGGCAGAAAGAACAGGAGCCUUAAAUAUUGGUGAUCAAAUUAUUGCAGUUAAUGGGGAACUUUUAGAAGGAAAGAAGGUUAGCCAAGUAACACAAAUUCUACAACAAUGCCCAGACCCAAUUUCUCUUAAAUUAAGCCGUCCAAUAGCUCCAAAUAUUGAUAUUAAAUUGCCUUAUUGUCGAAAUUUUAAAAAGUUUGAAAAUACAGCAAUAUUAGAACAAGAAAAUAAUAAAAAAUUAGUUGGAAUUAAUUCAACACCAAAAAAGAGUGUGGAUAGUGCAAUGGAUUCUUUAGAGGGUUCACCUACAGGAAGGCAAAUAAUUCCAAGAUAUUCUUCACUUUGUCGUCCCUCAACAUCUACAAAUACACAACAAACAACAGAUCCAAUAUUCAGUACAUAUUCUGACCCUUAUAGCAAUGGAGGAGGAAAUGGAGGUUUAGAUUCAGGUUUAAGUUCAGCAGCCGCAACAGACAGUCAACCUGGCGGUAUUCAAUCAAGUUCUCAAACAAAAUGUUGUGAAUGUCAAUUUGAAAUUGAUGGAAGUGGAACACAUUCUUUUUGUUGUUCAAAUUCUCCAAAUUCUUCCUCUGAAAGAAAAGGAAGAAAAGAAGAAAAUGAUAAUGAAUGGAUGAGAAUACUUGAAGCGUUAGAAGUGGUUAGUGAAGCUGAAAUGCUUAGGAAAUUGGAAGAAUGUAUUUUAAAUGGAAGUGCUUCUAACUAUGUUCCUCCUUCUAAUAAUAAAUCGAGAUACGGCUUUCAACAAAUGUUUCCCUCUGAGUUAGGAAAUAUUCUCUCUCAUCAACAAUUAGUCUCAACUAACAAUAAUUAUGAUGUUGUUGAUAAUAUAAACCAAUCUAUUGAUAAACAAACACAAAAAAUAUUUCCAUCUCAAGAACUUCAUAAGAAAUACGUUGUUGCUAAUCAUUCUCGGUCUGGUACUCCUACUAUGAUGAAGAGUCAACAACAACAAAAUGGAGAACUUCCACCAGCAAUGCCCUCUCCACGUAUUUCAACGACAGACCCUCCUCCAUUUACAAUAGCAACAUCAUCAACAUUUACCUCCUCACAAAAAAGUAUUUCCACAAAUUCACUUCCUUCUUGUACAUUAAAUAAUUUAAAACAAGAAAAUGAAAUAGAUGAAUUUAGUGAAGUUUUUAGUGUUCAAUUAAAAAGAUGCCCUCUUACAAAAAGUUUUGGGUUUUCCGUUUGUGAUGGACUUAUUGGAGAAGAUGAUGAAAUAAUUGAAGAAUUAAAUGAGAAAAAUACUAUACAAUUAACACCUACAGGAAUUUAUAUUCGUUCGUUAGUUAAGGAUGGACCAGCUGAGAAAUGUGGAAGGAUACAACCUAGAGAUAGAAUAUUACAGAUCAAUGGAAGGUCAAUACAAUUUUUAACCUGUGAUUUAGUUCUUCCACUUUUAACAACAGAAACUGUUGAUCUACUUUUACUAAGGAAAAAAUGACAAAUUUAAAAAAUAUUUACUAUUUAUUAAUUUUAAUGCUCUAUAAUUUACUUCCUAAUCUUUUUUUAUUGUUUAGAAAAUUUAAAAUUUUUAUUUUACAAAUGCUUGUAUCUUUUUUCCGUGACUGUAUUUAUAUGUAUAAAUAGUAUGUGAAUAGAUAUAUUUAAGAUAUGUAAUGAUGAUGAUUUGGAUAAUAAUUUGGAAUGAUAUAGUAUAUGGGAUACAGGGGGAUCACGGAGGAUUCGGGAUUAUUAAGGGAUUAUUUGUAGAUAUCUUUUGCUUUUUUUCGCUCAUUGAUUGCUGAAUAUUUGUAUUCAAAUCAAGGCUUCCUCCUUUUGUGCUACAGGUAAAAAUUUCAGAUUUAGGAAGGCUUG